AAUGGCAUUUGGCAAACCAAUAGAUAUCAAAAGAAUUAAAAAUGCAGUCCUCGAAGAUAAGCUAUGGAAAACUUACAUUGACUCUGAGGAAAAGACAAACCAGAACUGGAACAACCGGUGGAAAUGGAUUUUAGAAGAAUACGACAACUUGCAUCAAAAACUCGACGAGAUUUCAAAAGAUUCGGCUUUUUUGAGCGGAGUUAAUAAAAAUUUGAGGGAGAAAGACCAGAGGACUAUUCGGCCGAUUCCUGAAACUACAAAUCAUGAAUACGGGUGGCUCCCCAACAAGUCUGAAUUUCAGUUGGAGAAAUACGGGCCUGAUGUGGACCAUGCGGCCCCCUUGCCGCCAAAUUGUGGAAUAUUUAAAGGAUAAAUAAA
Molecule: messenger RNA, 378 nt
Organism: Tribolium madens (black flour beetle)
Lineage: Eukaryota; Metazoa; Arthropoda; Insecta; Coleoptera; Tenebrionidae
Exons: 2
Coding region: 2-373 (123 amino acids)
Source: RefSeq, a predicted model, not a curated record